This is a messenger RNA of Elgaria multicarinata webbii, 5956 nucleotides long. It is a transcript of the gene CTDSP1, whose product is annotated as CTD small phosphatase 1. NCBI's taxonomy places the organism in Eukaryota, Metazoa, Chordata, Lepidosauria, Squamata, Anguidae. The record is from RefSeq and is a predicted model, not a curated record. Gene Ontology annotation, molecular function: RNA polymerase II CTD heptapeptide repeat phosphatase activity. Bases 115 to 897 code for a protein of 260 amino acids. The transcript is spliced from 7 exons.
ACAUCAACAAAAAACCUGUUAACUCCUGGAAAGGGGGAAAAAAUUCCCCCUCCCAAAAGCGGCGGAGAUACAAUUGGAGGAGGAGGGAGAAGAGCGCUCCGCACCUCUGGUCUCAUGGACAGCGGGUCCAUCAUCACCCAGGUUAGCAAGGAAGAGGUGAAUACUCCCCUGCAGGAGAAAGGUGCUCAAAACCCAUCACCUUCCAAGAAGCCCAGGAACCGCAGUAUCUUCCAGUCCCUCUUUUGCUGCCUUUGCCAUGACAACUCGGAGCCUAUCCCCGUCAACAACAACGCCCCACUGCUGGUGGAGGAAAACGGUUCGGUGACCAAGGGUACCAUCAAAUGCCUGUUACCAGAAAUCAAGCCUCCAGAUGCCAGCAAAAUCUGUGUGGUCAUCGACCUGGAUGAGACAUUGGUACAUAGCUCCUUUAAGCCAGUGAACAAUGCAGACUUCAUCAUCCCGGUGGAGAUUGACGGCGUCAUGCACCAGGUGUACGUACUGAAGCGACCCCAUGUGGACGAGUUUCUCCGGAGGAUGGGUGAACUCUUUGAGUGUGUGCUCUUCACUGCUAGUCUGGCAAAGUAUGCAGAUCCCGUGGCUGACCUGCUGGAUAAGUGGGGCGCCUUCCGCGCCCGCCUCUUCCGCGAGUCGUGCGUCUUCCACCGUGGGAACUACGUCAAGGACCUCAGCCGCCUGGGCCGCGACCUGACGCGUAUCAUCAUUGUGGACAAUUCGCCUGCUUCUUAUGUCUUCCACCCUGAUAAUGCUGUGCCUGUGGCUUCGUGGUUUGACAACAUGGCCGACACGGAGCUUCUCGACCUCUUGCCCUUCUUUGAGAGACUCAGCAAAGUGGACGACGUGUAUACAGUGCUAAGGCAGCACCGGACUAGCAGCUAGUGACUGCAGGGGGGGCUUUGGGCAGGGGAAGGAGGGGUGUAUGCCCAUCUCAGCUGCUUCCUUCUGUUGAGCAGGACAGCCUGCUGCUCCCCCCUCAGCCUAGCCACUGGCAGCCUCAACGAGCAGUGCAGUGCACAGGAAACCCUGCGUGGGGCAGCGGGCAGCACUUGUUCCCAUGGGGCACCAGGACAGACCCCGGUGCCCGAACGUGACCUUGAACCCCAGAGAGGAAACUUCCUCAAUGCUGUGUUUUAACGGUUUGUCCCCCUUAUAUUUUGGGCCUCAGCCUUUCUCCCCCACUUUUCCCCUUUAUACUGUGGGACCAAAACGGUGGUCCUUUCCACUCUAACCAAGGGGGGGAAGUCAGAACCCUGCCUUAUUCCCUAUCAACAGGUUGGGGUGCCCCACAAGGACCAGCCCCAGGUACCCAAUGCAUUUCGCCACCGCUUUGAGUUCUCCCUCUGCUCCUUUACAAGGUCCUAGAUUUCUUGGGAAUGGGGAGGGGGCAGUAUUGUUGCCCCUGCUGUAUUUCUGGUGAUGGUCACUGACUGACUGGGGAGAUCCCCAGCGGAAAGUAGCCAAGAGAAGUUGGAGACAUAAGAGAAUGGACAGAACUCAAGUGGGGACUGGGUGGGUGAGGGUUGUUGUUGAAAAGAUUUGGAGAGAUACAAAAAGGGGAUAGAACUUUUAGAGGCCUGUAUCUUUCCUAAAUUGGACAGUUUACUUGCAAGUUCCUUCUUGGGAUAGAUACUGAGUUGGAUUUGUUUCUUCUUCCCUUGAAAUAUUCCCUUUUGGGGGGGGGGGGAAUUCUCACUUUCCUAAUUCGGAGGGAAUCCCUGGUUUUACUCAGUUUUCUGUCUGAACAGGUGGCAAGAUGACAGAGGGCCAACAGAUGUUUCACUCCUCUUUCUUGCAGAGAAAAAAUCAGCUCUGUCAAUCUUGCCAAUAGUGGCCUGUUGGAUCCUUGAAAGGUGAGGGAGUGACCAAUACCAUGGUUAGAACCGCCUCAGAUCCCACCCAGAACUCCGUCUCAGCCCUUCCCCUAUCAGUGGGGGGGAAGGAAAACCCCAAGCUGGUUUUGUGAUUGGUUGGAGCUAGGGAAGACUUUUCCCGAUGUCAAACCCUAGUUUAGGGGUGGGACUGAGAUGAGAUGAAGCCGGGGUGGUAGUAUUCACAGCAGACUUGAAGAUGUCUGAGAGGAAAGUUGGAUGAUUGGUACUAAAGAGGGAGGUUAUCAUCUCUAGCACAAUAAAAAAAAUUGUUCUAAUUUUUAAAUAACUGAACGUGGUGAUACUGUCCGACAGGACCCAAGUAUGACACAUUCAAGUUGUCCUCCUUGUGGCUUCUCUGUAUUCCGCAGUAGCCCUAUUCUAGCCUCUGGCUUCUCUGAGGCCUUUCCUUCAUCUCUGCCCUAAUGCUGCCCUCCCAGUGAGUGUGGCCAGAAAUUGUGGGUGCUGCUAGGCAGGGAGAGAAAGGGGAGGCGGGAGGCACUUCCUUCGCCACUGUGGUUCUCCCCCCCCCCUCCUUUUUUUUUUCCUUUUAUGCUGUAGUGCCUUCAAACCCCACCGCCUCCCUGCCUUGUUUGGAUCCAGAGCUUGGGGUUAUAGUUGGAAUUCUGUAACCUUCCCGGACUAAUGAGGCAUGGGGGGAAAUUGUGCCUUUUAGAAGUGACGGACCUGUGAGGACUGAGGGAAAGAGAGAAUGGACUGGUGCGUGGUGGGUGCUGUUGGACGGGGCCUCUGUUUCCGCUGCUUUGACAACAGCCCAGCCACAUCAGGCUCCCGAUGGUGGUUUUUAGCUCCAAUCAAGCUGGCCCUUCUGUCCCAUUAACCAUGUUUCUUCCCACCCCUGCGCCUUUCGAAAACCUGUUUGAACAGGAGAGAAUCUUGAGCCAGAGUGAAAUCAUCUUGGUCCUCUGCCCCGUCCACUUCUGCAAGAUACGGAUUUGCCUUGGGGUUUUCUCCAGUGCCACCUUGAAUUUGCCUUAAAUGUUUUUGGGGGUGGGUGGGGGAGGGAUUGGAUACAAGAAAUCCUUGUGCCUUUUACUUCUUGUCCUUGGCUAUUUGUUAAAGAAAGGACAUGCUGCCGCAGUUCUUUAGAGCCUUAUCCCAUGUCAGGAUGGAAUUCUUUAGGGAUGGAGCAGGCCGUGGCUCUCAACGGAGGCUUGUUUAGUGGCUUGUUGAUACUAUGGAGCAAAGCACCUCAUUGAACCAUGCUACCAAGGCGCAAUUGUAUCCUUUGCAACCCAGUAUGCCAUUACACUUAAUUCUUACUAAACUGCUACUGCAAUGGAUCAGGAAUAGUUUAAGUACCUCUUUGCUGCCAGACUGGACCCGACCAUGGAAGGUCCAUUUAGUACAGUACACUGUCUCUUUUGAGGAAUGAUGCAGGAUGCUUAGAAAUCUUUUGAACAUGGGGUUGUAUUCUCUUAACGCAGGGGUGGACAUCUUGCAGCCCUUCAGAUGUUUUGGCCUACAAUUCCCAUCAGGCCUAACCAGCAAAUCCAAUGGUUGAGGGGAGCUGUAGGCCAUAAACAUUCUGUGGGCCACAAGUUGCCCACCCCUGACUUAACAGCUAGUGCUGGAUCUAUCCUUUAGGAAUGUAUAAUGCUUUGGCUUUUAAAAUUCAGGAAAUCUCGUGUCAUCCUGCAAUGAGGAGAACUGCAGAUCACUCAUGCACUGGACAAAAACAAUCCUUUUUUAAAUAGUAAUAAUUCUUAAAUGCUGCGUUUUUAAAGAUUUUGUUUUUGAUGGAAUAAAAAAACAAUGUUGCCCUAACGUCCCCCUCCUGAAUCCCUCCCCAUUCAAAUUUCAAGCCUCCCAUGUUCAGGGGAGAAAGAGUGAGAGAAAGGAAAGACAAUUGAGAAAGAAAAGAGAUUUUGUUUUGAUUUUUGUGUAAUUUUUCAACCCCUCUUUUUUCUUUCUGUCUGCUUGUUUGCAUACUUAUGGCAUUUACUGCAAGCACUAUAUGGAAAACCCCAUAAAUCCAUAGUCACUGCUAGGGAUGCUUGAGGAAUUCAGUAUUUGCACAUUUGUAUAUGAAAUAACCUGAUUUUGGGCUAAUAUGUAAAUUAAAACUUAGCUAUCCACUGGAUUUUUGAGAUCUCCAAAUGACACAGUUCUUAUUAGUUCAAAUGUAUCAAACUGCACAUUUAAACAUGCAUUUUUAAAGGAUUUUUAUUUGUAAAUGUUCAGAUUAAUGUAGAAAUGAAGUGAAAGUAAGGGUAAAACCAUGUAAAAAUGAAAUAGAGCAGGAAUAGAUGCCUGGCCACUCUGUAAUACCUUUUAAUUUAACCUAGAUCAAUGUUAAGUUAAAUUAAAAAUGAAGAGUCUUGCGGACCCUUAGCACCAGGGCUAACAUGGCAACCCUUCCGGGGUGGGGAGGAAUUAAGGCUGCAAUCCCGUGAUGUGCAUUUACCUGGCAGUAAGCUCCAUUGAACAGUGGGACUUACCUCUGAGUAAACACACACCGUCUCUUUCUACCUUGAUCAGUUGUAACAUGGGCCUUGUGCUAUCUUGAAAAUACACCUACCCACUAUUCUACAAUGGAGUAGCUAAGUUUGUUUAAGUUCGUACCAUCUUAAACACAACUAACUCUACCAGGUUUUCCUUCUCACCCCCCACCUCUUAUAUUGUGCUGUAAGAAAAACUGCUGGUUCUCUGCACAGACCAUUCGGCAGUUGUUCCAUUCUGGCAGUACGGAGAGCUCUUUUUACAGAGGCCAUAAGCCACUUCUGAUCCAUCAACCCCAACAGGCAAAUUGCUCCCAUUUCAGACAAACUCCCCUCUGUGUGGGGAGUUGCCCCCAUGCCACCGCCCCACUCAGGGAGAUUUAUUUUUUACAGGAUGCAGAAAGAAGAAUUCUAACUGGGCACAUUUUCAAUGAUAUAAAUAUGUAUAACGUGUAUAUAUUUUAGGGAAAACGGAAAGAAAGGGGGGGGAACCAACGGAGGGCGGCAGGGGAAAACCAUCCGGGGAUUUUUAUAGCUGUAUUUUUUAACAUUGUUCCUGGGAGAUGGUAAUUAUUUUUGUGUGGCUGGUGGGUUUGUCAUUAUUUCUGGUAUAAAACGAAAUGUGGUGGGGAGUGAUUUUGCCCAUGAGUUGACACCUCUGCUGGGAGAACACACUCCCCUUCUCCGAAUGCUUGCUGCUUCCCCUACCCUCAGAUUAUACAACACAUCCCCUGUGGCAAAGGAACAAAGCGUUCCCAUGUCAUAUUCAACAGCCUCGAUGUUAAUAGCUUGUCAUUUGCCAAGGUUUAACAUGAGAUCCUUCCAAACUCUUGUCCCCACAUGUAAUUUGUGGGGUUCUGCCCCACACACGUCUGCAUCAGAUAAGGAAUAUCUAAAGCUGCUCCCUGGGAGGGAAGAGAUUCCUUCUCAUCUGUUCUUUUCCUUCCUCUCUCUGCUUCUAUCCAUACAUCUCUUCUCCACCAUUUUCUGUUCACAUGGGGGUGGGGAGUUUGGCUCUCUUCCCCAGGAGUGAUAUUUGCUGAGAGGUCACAAGCAAACUUCCGAGAGUAGUUUUCCUCGGAGCAAGUUUGUCCCCAUUUCUUCCUUCUUCCAUCAAAUUGCCUUUUCCCACCCUCUGUUCAUUUCUUAUCUUAGUGGAGGAGGAAGGGCAGAGAUUCAGUGCCAGUAUGCAAGCCUGAAUUUUCUAACACAGUAUUGGGAAAACUCAGCACUUUAUAAGGAAAGUAAAAGUUGAUGCCCUCUCUGUGCCAACUUGGAUGCUCCAAAGAGCUCCCAAGUUUCCAACUAGUCAGUGCAGCCAAGUCUGGUUGCUUACGAUGCCCUCCCGUGUUUUCUGGGGUGGCAGAGGAAGGUGCCACUUUAGGUUCUCACAUCGCAAGCUUCUAGUCCUUAAAGCCUAGUCUCCCCCAAGCAGUUGUGUAUGGAGAAGGAGUUGCUCCCCACUGACUCUCAUUGUAUAUCUGUUGACUACAAGCUGAUCUUUUAACAAUGAACAAGAGAGUAAGAAAUUACAGAUCAAAAGUGCCUUCUCGUGUGAUUCAAACUGUAAAAUAAUCUUUAAAGAAAAAAAUUACAAACCCAUAAGAA